AAUAAAUAGAUUCAGAAAUCAGCAUACCCUUCAAAUUUCAAAUACAUGCUUUCAAUAUUCGCGUCUUUUUUGUAUUCCCCAAAACAAUGAUAAUUUAGAGAAAAUGACUGCAGACAAGGAAAGCUAUGGAGACGAAACCAAUCAGGAUAGUGAGGUGGAACAAACUCCGACCGAAAAUGUCACCGAAGAUACUGAAGAUGAUAAAAUAACGUUUAAGGAUUUGGGAGUUGUAGACGUACUCUGCGAGGCUUGUGAAGAAUUGAAAUGGAAGAAACCCUCUAAAAUUCAAAAAGAAGCUAUUCCCGUCGCAUUACUAGGCAAAGAUAUCAUUGGUCUUGCAGAGACAGGUUCUGGUAAGACAGGUGCCUUUGCCCUGCCCAUACUUCAAGCACUAUUGGAGAACCCACAGAGAUAUUUUGCACUUAUACUUACUCCAACAAGGGAACUGGCAUUUCAGAUAUCAGAACAAUUUGAAGCACUUGGUGCAAGCAUAGGUGUAAAAUGUGCAGUAAUAGUUGGUGGUAUGGACAUGGUGGCACAAGCUCUAAUGCUAUCCAAGAAACCUCACAUAAUCAUCGCCACUCCCGGAAGAUUGGUUGACCACCUGGAGAAUACCAAGGGGUUUAAUUUAAGGCCUCUAAAAUAUUUAGUAAUGGAUGAAGCGGAUAGAAUUCUCAACAUGGAUUUCGAAGUGGAAGUGGACAAGAUUCUCCGUGUGAUACCAAGAGAACGCCACACUUAUCUCUUCUCUGCAACAAUGACGAAGAAAGUGCAGAAGCUCCAACGGGCAUCAUUACAAGACCCUGUGAAAGUGGAGGUGUCUACAAAGUACCAGACUGUUGAUAAGCUUAUGCAAUCCUACAUCUUCAUACCUGUUAAGUUUAAGGAUGUAUAUCUAGUUCACAUUCUCAACGAGAUGGCUGGAAACUCGUUUAUCGUUUUCGUCUCGACGUGCGCCGGUGCACUGCGCUGUGCAUUACUUCUCAGAAACUUGGGUCUGGCCGCGGUACCACUACACGGUCAGAUGUCUCAGAAUAAACGUCUCGCAGCCCUGAACAAAUUCAAGAGCAAAUCCAGAUCGGUGUUGAUCUGUACUGACGUAGCAUCCAGAGGUCUGGACAUUCCUCACGUGGACGUCGUGAUAAACCUGGACAUCCCGCUGCACAGCAAGGACUACAUCCACCGCGUGGGCCGCACCGCCCGCGCCGGGAGGGCCGGUAAAGCUAUCACUUUUGUCACGCAGUACGACGUGGAGUUAUACCAGCGAAUUGAACAGUUGAUCGGGAAACAGCUGCCUUUAUACAAGACGGAGGAGAGCGAGGUCAUGGUGCUGCAGGAGAGGGUCGCUGAGGCCCAACGUCUCACUAGAAUCGAAAUGAAAGAACUAGAAGACAAGAAGAGUACGAAGGGUAAGAAGCGAGGUGCCGACUCUGACGACGACACAGAGGAUGCGGUCGGAGUCCGCAGACGGAUCAAGGGGAAACCUAAACACGCUGGCAAGAAACGGAAACGAUGAAAUACAAUUUUAU
This is a messenger RNA of Bombyx mandarina (wild silkworm), 1529 nucleotides long. It is a transcript of the gene pths, whose product is annotated as probable ATP-dependent RNA helicase DDX47. The record is from RefSeq and is a predicted model, not a curated record. Gene Ontology annotation, cellular component: cytosol. Gene Ontology annotation, molecular function: nucleic acid binding; RNA helicase activity; ATP binding. NCBI's taxonomy places the organism in Eukaryota, Metazoa, Arthropoda, Insecta, Lepidoptera, Bombycidae.